Drosophila persimilis is the source of this 6563-nucleotide messenger RNA. RefSeq names its product Down syndrome cell adhesion molecule-like protein Dscam2. The coding region runs from base 236 to 6343 and encodes 2035 amino acids. The transcript is spliced from 24 exons. Gene Ontology annotation, biological process: axon guidance; dendrite self-avoidance; homophilic cell-cell adhesion. The record is from RefSeq and is a predicted model, not a curated record. Gene Ontology annotation, cellular component: axon; plasma membrane. NCBI's taxonomy places the organism in Eukaryota, Metazoa, Arthropoda, Insecta, Diptera, Drosophilidae. Gene Ontology annotation, molecular function: cell-cell adhesion mediator activity.
GCAGGCGUCUCUGUUGUCUGUUUUUUGUGUGUGUGUGUGUGUGUGAGGCAGAUCUUGGACAGAGUCGCCACCCCCGUGGAUUAGUGGCACCCUGUUACCAAUUUUGCUGCACCACUCUCACUGUGUUGUGUGUGUGUGUGAAUAAACAAUCAAUUCUACAACAAUUUCAACAAUAAACGAUCAGUCCGAUACGCGUCCACCACACAGGGAAGGAGACCACUCGCUGAGCGGAAAUAUGGCCAAUACUAUGGACAUGCCCAACGAACGGCUCAAAUGGCUAAUGCUGUACGCAGCUGUUGCCCUCAUCGCUUGUGGCAGUCAGACUUUGGCUGCCAAUCCACCAGAUGCCGACCAGAAGGGACCCGUCUUCCUCAAAGAGCCCACCAACCGCAUUGACUUCUCCAACUCCACCGGCGCCGAGAUCGAGUGCAAGGCCAGCGGCAACCCCAUGCCCGAGAUUAUCUGGAUACGCAGCGAUGGCACUGCCGUGGGCGAUGUUCCCGGUCUGCGCCAGAUCUCAUCCGACGGCAAGCUGGUCUUUCCGCCCUUCCGUGCUGAGGACUACCGCCAGGAGGUGCACGCCCAGGUCUACGCCUGCCUGGCCCGCAAUCAGUUCGGAUCCAUUAUAUCGCGGGAUGUCCAUGUGCGAGCCGUGGUUAAACAGUUCUUUGAGUCGCAGGUGUACGACGAGUACGUGAUCAAGGGCAAUGCGGCCAUAUUCAAGUGCCAGACGCCCUCCUUUGUGGCGGAUCAUAUUGAGAUUACCGAUUGGAUCGAUACCGAGGGCGAGGUCUACACCAAAAACAUCACGGAUGGCAAAUAUCUGGUACUGCCCUCUGGAGAACUGCAUAUCCGCGAAGUGGGACCCGAGGAUGGCUACAAGAGCUACCAGUGCCGCACCAAGCAUCGUCUGACUGGAGAGACACGACUGAGUGCCACCAAGGGUCGCCUGGUCAUCACAGAACCCAUUGGAUCUGUUCCGCCCAAGAUCACGAGUCUGCACGACAAGUUCCAGGUGCUGCAGGUGAAAUCGGCCGAGGACUACUCCAUGCAAUGUCCUGGCCAGGCCUAUCCUGUGCCGAUAGUUAGAUGGUACAAAUUCAUCGAGGGCACAACCCGCAAACAGGCCGUGGUGCUGAACGAUCGCGUGAAGCAGGUCUCUGGGACUCUCAUCAUCAAGGAUGCCGUCGUCGAGGACUCUGGGAAAUAUCUGUGCGUCGUCAACAACUCGGUGGGUGGCGAAAGCGUUGAGACCGUCCUAACCGUUACGGCCCCCCUGUCGGCGAAGAUCGAUCCACCCACACAGACCGUGGACUUUGGCAGACCGGCCGUGUUCACCUGCCAGUACACGGGUAAUCCCAUCAAGACUGUCAGCUGGAUGAAGGACGGCAAGGCCAUGGGACACAGCGAGCCCGUGCUGCGCAUCGAGUCGGUCAAGAAGGAGGACAAGGGCAUGUACCAGUGCUUUGUGCGCAACGACCAGGAGUCGGCCGAGGCCAGUGCAGAGCUGAAGCUCGGAGGCCGCUUCGAUCCCCCCGUCAUCCGGCAGGCCUUCCAGGAAGAGACCAUGGAACCGGGCCCCAGUGUGUUCCUCAAGUGUGUUGCCGGCGGCAAUCCCACGCCCGAAAUCUCCUGGGAGCUGGAUGGCAAGAAGAUCGCCAACAACGACCGCUACCAGGUCGGCCAGUACGUCACCGUCAACGGGGACGUGGUCUCCUAUCUGAACAUCACAUCGGUGCAUGCCAACGACGGCGGUCUCUACAAGUGCAUUGCCAAGAGCAAGGUGGGCGAGGCGGAGCACUCGGCCAAGCUGAAUGUCUACGGCCUGCCCUACAUCCGUCAGAUGGAGAAGAAGGCGAUCGUCGCGGGCGAGACCUUAAUUGUCACCUGUCCCGUUGCUGGCUAUCCCAUCGAUUCGAUUGUCUGGGAGCGUGACAACCGCGCCCUGCCCAUUAACCGCAAGCAGAAGGUCUUCCCCAAUGGAACGCUGAUCAUCGAGAACGUGGAACGCAACUCGGACCAGGCCACCUACACGUGCGUGGCCAAGAACCAGGAGGGUUACUCCGCGCGCGGCUCCCUGGAAGUCCAAGUCAUGGUGCUGCCCAAGCUGGCCCCCCUGCCCGUCAAUUCCCCCCUCUAUGUGGGCGACUACUACCAACUGUCCUGUGCGGUGGUGCACGGGGAUGCGCCCUUCAACAUCACCUGGGACUACAAUGGCCAGCCGGCCGGAGAUCUGCCCGGGGUCAGCAUCAUGAUGCACAGCCGGCGCAGCAGCUCGCUGAACAUCGAGAGCGUCCAGGGCGGCCAUGCGGGUGUCUACACCUGCCGGGGCGCCAAUCGGGCGGGAGAGACGACGGCCGAGAGCCAUCUCAGUGUCAAGGUGCCACCAAGAUGGAUUCUUGAGCCCACCGACAAGGCCUUCGCCCAGGGAUCCGACGCCAAGGUGGAAUGCAAAGCCGAUGGAUUCCCCAAGCCCCAAGUAACCUGGAAGAAAGCAGUUGGCGACACACCCGGAGAGUACAAGGAUCUGAAGAAGAGCGACAACAUUCGGGUGGAGGAGGGAACCCUACACGUGGACAACAUCCAGAAGACCAACGAGGGCUACUAUCUGUGCGAGGCCAUCAACGGCAUCGGCUCAGGUCUCUCCGCCGUGAUCAUGAUCAGCGUGCAGGCCCCACCAGAGUUCACGGAGAAGCUGCGCAACCAGACCGCCCGACGAGGCGAACCCGCCGUCCUGCAGUGCGAGGCCAAGGGCGAGAAGCCGAUCGGCAUCUUGUGGAACAUGAACAACAUGCGCCUGGACCCCAAGAACGACAACCGCUAUACGAUCCGUGAGGAGAUCCUCUCCACCGGCGUCAUGUCCAGCCUCUCCAUCAAGCGCACCGAACGCUCCGACUCUGCUCUGUUCACUUGUGUGGCCACCAAUGCCUUUGGAUCCGACGAUGCCAGCAUCAACAUGAUUGUCCAAGAGGUGCCCGAGAUGCCCUACGCCCUGAAGGUCCUCGACAAGUCCGGCAGAUCCGUGCAGCUGAGCUGGGCCCAGCCCUACGACGGAAACUCUCCCCUCAACCGCUACAUCAUCGAGUUCAAGCGCUCCCGCGCCUCCUGGAGCGAGAUCGAUCGCGUCAUGGUCCCCGGCCACACCACCGAAGCCCAGGUUCAGAAACUCAGCCCCGCCACCACCUACAACAUCCGCAUUGUGGCCGAGAACGUGAUUGGCACCUCGCAAUCAUCGGAGGCCGUCACCAUCAUCACCGCCGAGGAAGCUCCGUCUGGCAAGCCGCAAAACAUCAAAGUGGAGCCCGUGAACCAGACCACCAUGCGCGUCACCUGGAAGCCCCCACCACGCACCGAAUGGAACGGCGAGAUCCUGGGCUACUAUGUCGGGUACAAGCUAUCCAACACCAAUUCUUCGUAUGUCUUCGAGACCAUUAACUUUAUCACCGAGGAGGGCAAGGAGCACAUCCUGGACCUGCAGAACCUGCGUGUCUACACCCAGUACUCGGUGGUCAUCCAGGCAUUCAACAAGAUCGGAGCAGGACCUUUGAGCGAAGAGGAGAAGCAGUUCACAGCCGAAGGCACACCGAGCCAGCCGCCCAGCGACACCUCCUGCACCACUCUCACCUCCCAGACCAUACGCGUUAGUUGGGUAAGCCCCCCCCUGGAGUCGGCCAAUGGCGUGAUCAAGACCUACAAGGUUGUAUAUGCCCCCAGCGAUGAGUGGUACGAUGAAACCAAGCGACACUACAAGAAGACCGCCUCCUCCGACACCGUUCUGCAUGGCCUGAAGAAGUACACCAACUACACGAUGCAGGUGCUGGCCACCACAGCCGGAGGCGAUGGCGUUCGCAGCGCCCCCAUUCACUGCCAAACUGAACCAGAUGUUCCCGAAGCACCCACCGAUGUGAAGGCUCUGGUGAUGGGCAACGCCGCCAUCCUCGUCUCGUGGCGCCAACCGGCGCAGCCCAACGGCAUCAUCACCCAGUACACCGUCUACUCAAAGGCCGAGGGCGCCGAGACUGAGACGAAGACCCAGAAGGUGCCCCACUACCAAAUGAGCUUCGAGGCCAGCGAGCUGGAGAAGAACAAACCGUACGAGUUCUGGGUCACGGCCAGCACCACCAUCGGCGAGGGUCAGCAGUCCAAGAGCAUUGUGGCCAUGCCCAGCGACCAGGUGCCCGCCAAGAUUGCCUCCUUCGACGACACGUUCACCGCCACCUUCAAGGAAGACGCCAAGAUGCCCUGCCUGGCUGUCGGCGCCCCCCAGCCCGAGAUAACCUGGAAGAUCAAGGGCGUCGACUUCAGUGCCAACGAUCGCAUGCGCCUCCUGCCCGACGGUUCCCUGCUGAUUAAGUCCGUGAACCGUCAGGAUGCCGGAGACUACUCCUGCCAUGCCGAGAACUCCAUUGCCAAGGACUCCAUCACCCACAAGCUGAUUGUGCUGGCACCGCCCCAGUCACCCCAUGUCACCCUCUCGGCCACCACCACCGAUGCCCUGACCGUCAAGCUGAAGCCUCAUGAAGGAGACACCGCUCCCUUGCAUGGCUACACCUUGCACUACAAGCCAGAAUUCGGCGAAUGGGAAACUGCUGAGGUGUCUGUGGACUCGCAGAAGCACAACAUUGAGAGUCUGCUCUGCGGAUCCCGCUACCAGGUCUACGCCACAGGAUUCAACAACAUUGGUGCCGGCGAGGCGUCCGACAUUCUGAACACCCGCACCAAGGGCCAAAAGCCCAAGCUGCCAGAGAAGCCGCGCUUCAUUGAGGUCUCGUCCAACUCCGUCUCGCUGCACUUCAAGGCCUGGAAAGAUGGCGGCUGCCCCAUGUCUCACUUCGUGGUUGAGAGCAAGAAACGCGAUCAAAUCGAAUGGAACCAGAUCUCGAACAACGUCAAGCCCGACAACAACUACGUGGUGCUCGACCUGGAGCCCGCCACCUGGUACAACCUCCGCAUCACUGCCCACAACUCUGCCGGCUUCACCGUGGCCGAAUACGACUUUGCCACUCUGACCGUGACCGGAGUCACCAUUGCCCCCCUGGACGAUGGCCUCGGCCAUGGCAAUGUCCACACCCGCAUCCGCCUGCCCGCCUGGAUGCCCGAGUGGCUGGACCUCAACUUCAUGGUGCCGCUGAUAGCCACCGUCGUUGUGGUUGCGGUCGGCAUCUGUGUGGUGUGCGUGGCCCUGUCCCGACGACGAGCCGACGACCUGCGCGGCGGCCAGAAGGAUGUCUAUUACGAUGUAGUUUACAAUCAGACAAUGGGACCCGGCGCCACCCUGGACAAGCGCCGCCCGGACCUGCGCGACGAGCUCGGCUACAUAGCGCCCCCCAACCGGAAGCUGCCCCCCGUGCCCGGCUCCAACUACAACACCUGCGACCGGAUUAAGCGAGGCCACCGCGGUGGCUUGCGCUCGAACCACUCCACGUGGGAUCCGCGUCGCCCCAACCUGUACGAGGAGCUGAAGGCCCCGCCAGUGCCCCUGCACGGCAAUCAAUAUGGUCAUGCCCACGGCAACGCUGAGUGCCACUACAGGCAUCCAGGCAUGGAAGAUGAAAUCUGCCCCUAUGCCACCUUCCACCUGCUCGGAUUCCGCGAGGAAAUGGAUCCCACCAAGGCCAUGAACUUCCAGACCUUCCCGCACCAGAACGGACACACUGGCCCCGUGCCCGGCCAUGCCGGCACCAUGCUGCCACCCGGACACCCAGGACAUGUGCACUCGCGAUCGGGAUCUCAGUCGAUGCCUCGCGCCAAUCGCUACCAACGUAAGAACAGCCAGGGCGGACAGUCGUCGAUCUACACUCCAGCUCCUGAAUACGACGAUCCAGCCAACUGUGCCGAGGAGGAUCAAUAUCGUCGCUACACUCGCGUCAACUCUCAGGGCGGCAGCCUGUACUCUGGACCCGGACCCGAAUACGAUGAUCCAGCCAACUGUGCCCCCGAGGAGGAUCAGUAUGGCUCCCAGUACGGCGGCCCGUAUGGACAGCCCUACGAUCAUUACGGCUCUCGUGGAUCCAUGGGACGCCGCAGCGUCGGCUCUGCUCGCAAUCCUGGAAAUGGCUCGCCCGAGCCUCCACCACCGCCACCACGCAACCAUGACAUGAGCAACUCCUCAUUCAACGACUCCAAGGAGAGCAACGAGAUCUCAGAGGCUGAGUGCGACCGCGAUCACGGACCACGCGGCCACUAUGGCGCUGUGAAGCGAUCCCCCCAACCGAAAGAUCAGCGCACCACCGAAGAGAUGCGUAAACUGAUUGAAAGAAACGAAGCCGGCCCAAAACAACUCCAACUCCAACAACAAGCAAAUGGCGCAGGAUUCACAGCCUACGAUACUAUGGCAGUGUAAUUUGUAAGCGACUCCCGCCAGCAGCGAUGGGCGUGGCAUUGUAGCUUAGUGGUUUUAGGUGCAUGAAGUGCGUGGGAGUUGAAUGACCCUCGGACCCAACACAACACAACAGAACACAACACACAGACAGAUACAUACAUAAACGCAUCAUCAGCAUUUCACAAUGAAAUCUAAGAAAUCGGAGAGAAAGUGAAUUAUACAGCGCAUAUAGAGUGUGCAC